GACAAACACUAGUCCCUUGAAUAUAUACGAUCCAACCUGUCAUAGUCAUAUUUCUACUCUCUCUCUCUCUCUCUCUCUCUGUGUAUCCGCCGCUCGUUAAAACCCCCCCCACCGAACAUUCUCUGCCUCAUUCAGAAUCCCCGCCGUCCGAUCUCCGAACUCCAAUGCUGCCGUACCAGACUCUCGACGAGGCCUCGGUCGCUCUCGGCCGAAACCUAACCUAUGCUGAGACCCUCUGGUUUCACUACUCCGCCCGCAAGUCCGAUUAUUUUCUCUACUGCCAUACCAUUCUCUUCCUCUUUUUCGUAUUCUCCGCCGUCCCUCUCCCUCUGGUCUUCAUCGAGCUCGCGCGCUUGGCUGGCUUCGACCGCUACAAGAUUCAGCCCAAGGCCAGGUUGUCUUCCGCCGAAGUGUUUCGCUGCUACAAGGACGUCAUGCGCAUGUUCUUUCUCGUUGUCGGUCCUCUGCAGCUCGUUUCCUACCCUUCUAUACGGAUGAUUGGGAUUCGAUCGGGGUUGCCAUUACCUUCGGGAUUGGAAAUUUUUGCGCAGUUAUUAGUGUAUUUCAUGGUGGAGGAUUACUCGAAUUACUGGAUCCACAGAUUUCUGCAUAACAAAUGGGGUUACGAGAAGAUUCAUAGAGUUCAUCAUGAAUACACAGCUCCAAAUGGAUUUGCGGCGCCUUAUGCGCAUUGGGCCGAGAUUUUGAUCCUCGGGAUCCCAUCUUUCCUCGGGCCGGCCAUGGUUCCUGGUCACCUGGUUACAUUCUGGCUGUGGAUUGCUUUACGGCAGAUUGAGGCGAUAGAAACGCAUAGCGGGUAUGACUUUCCUUGGAGCCCCACAAAAUACAUCCCAUUUUACGGUGGUGCUGAGUAUCAUGAUUACCAUCAUUAUGUUGGAGGGCAAAGCCAGAGCAACUUUGCUUCAGUGUUCACCUACUGUGAUUACAUUUAUGGAACUGACAAGGGCUAUCGGUAUCAGAAGAAGCUCUUUGAGAAGUUGAAAGGGGAAUUGAAAACCGGUGGUGAACAAAAUGGAGGCUCAUACCAUAUUUCUACCCAAGAUCUUAAAUCUGACUAGCUAUGGUACUGCAGAACCCAUCUGGAACAAUGCCCUUUGUUAUGCUUCUCACCCAUGACAAUUUUCUGAAAUAUGUGAUUAGAAUUUAGUCCAUGCUAGUCAAAGUAGAAAUCUUUAGUGGCCAAGGAGGAAAUUGACUUGGGGCUCUUCAAAAUUCUGUGCGUGUAGCUUCUUCUGCUUCUUUGUUCGCAGCCCGCCAGAGAAGGGGGGGGGUGAACCUUUUUUCUUUGAUGUUGUGCUUAUAACGGAUUUUCGUGAGAUAGGAUUAUGGAUGGUGAUUUUUGCAAUGUCAGAUAAAUGUUGUUCUUCAA
Carya illinoinensis is the source of this 1390-nucleotide messenger RNA. Its product is annotated as methylsterol monooxygenase 1-1. The record is from RefSeq and is a predicted model, not a curated record. The coding region runs from base 165 to 1079 and encodes 304 amino acids. Gene Ontology annotation, molecular function: C-4 methylsterol oxidase activity; iron ion binding. The transcript is spliced from 5 exons. Gene Ontology annotation, biological process: sterol biosynthetic process. Lineage: Eukaryota; Viridiplantae; Streptophyta; Magnoliopsida; Fagales; Juglandaceae.